CAUGAGACCCAGAAUGGCUUGAUCUUCUUACGAUUUCUGUGUCAUCUCAGAUUGCAAGUUGCAGUUCCCUGUUAUUGUCAUUUAGCGCUGAUAAGAAUCCCAGACGGGGAUGAACCUAGUUAACAAAAGCAUCGCCCCAAGCUGAUAAAGAACGGUGUGAUUUCAAGAAUAAAUCCCCGCCUAUGUGAAUCCCAUUGGGAUGUUUUUCGAUCCUAUAAAAACGCGAACCACCCUUGGCUCACCAUCAGUUUGACUCAACCAAUUAGACAGCAAAGAUGUCCUCCAAUAAGUGCGGAAUCGUGAUCCUCAUCGCCUGUUGUCUGGUGGCUCUGGUGGCCUCUUAUCCUGAGCCGUAUCCCGAGGAGUUCUGGACCAAUCCCGAGAAUCUUCUCGAGGAGGCUCCUUUGGUUCGCCGUGCUCGAUCGCCGGAGGGUGGUUCCCUAGUCCUGUCCGCCAGCAAGGACAACCAAGUGGGUCGGGAGGCCAGUCUCCAGUACAACCACAAUCUGUACUCCAGUCGCGAUGGGCGUGGCAGCAUCGACGCCUACGCCCAGGCCAGCCGGAAUUUUGACCACAAUCGCAACAACUACGGCGGCGGCAUUCAGGGCACCUGGCGUUUCUGAGCGGGAAUACAAGUAUUAAAUUGGUCACAAAAUGAUUCAUGUGAAUAAAUAAAUGUGUUUACCAAAGCGCACUUUACUCA
Molecule: messenger RNA, 703 nt
Organism: Drosophila subpulchrella
Lineage: Eukaryota; Metazoa; Arthropoda; Insecta; Diptera; Drosophilidae
Gene: edin
Exons: 1
Coding region: 276-623 (115 amino acids)
Source: RefSeq, a predicted model, not a curated record